CCUGAUCGGAGCCUGAUGUCCGCGUGUGUACAAGUGCGGUGUUUGUGUUUCAUUUUUGUGCAGGAUUACUAAUGACUUAAGGCACAAUGCCGAAAAUAUUCCUUAUAAAAAAUCGGAUGCAACUCUUGCUCGAGUCGCAAAAUGCGGCCAAUGCAAAGAAUGAGUCCAACGAGAUCCAUGAGCCACAGCCUUUGUCGCUCAUAGUCUUGAAGAAGGAAGAUCGUGGCGAGUCAGAAGACGAUGGCAAGAGCAAACCCAAGAAGUCACUCGAGCCUCCUCGUCGCUUUACAUCCUCAAUUUUGGGGGGUGAUGUGCCUUACGGUAGUCGAGGUCAUGUUCUCACUCGAGCUGAACGUAAAGAAUACGCCCCCAUCGUACCCCCGGACAAAGUCACUCUUCCUGUUUCAAAGAAACCGGAAAACACUCCCAAACCACAAAACCUAGCUCCCGUACGCCAGUUCUCCGUUAUUCAACGAACUCCAAAAACAACCAAACGAGAUGAAGACAAAGAAGCAAGACUUCCGACAGCCCCCUUGGUCAUACAAGAACCGGAACAGGAACAACCCAUAGACUAUCACAUUCCGAAGAGGCGGGGCGAAACGGAAGACGAAAAUGAAGAGAAGAGAAUCCGAGAGCAGAGACGGAGUCACUGUUCUAAAGUGAGCAAACCGCUAAUUUCAGUCCGGGCAAUUGUUGGAAAGCUGCCGGUGACGAUGUCGGCGGCGGCGGGGCACGGGAGAGGAUCUUCCACGGGGCAAAACUCUGGGAGCCAGUCAACAAACUCCCAAUCGGGUGGUGGUGGCGGUAUAAACUUUUCCGGGGGUUCGUCAGGGGGGAGUUCCGGUGGGUCGCUUGGGGGCGGUACUGGGGGUGGCGGAAUGAAUCCGGGACGUGAUGGAAGACAAAAUUAUGGCCCCAGUAGUCCCCCAACUGGGAGUCUUCCUCCGUUUUACGAAUCGUUGAAAAGUGGAAACAAUGGGAAUAAUUAUAAUGCAAGUGGGAAUUUUUCUUCAAAUUAUUUGGUCAAUAACCAACACAUGGAUUGUGAUACAGGACAAGAGCUUGCCAAUUUGAGUUUAAAUGGAGGGCAAAGCCCCCCGAAACAAUACUCAACCCUCCAAAACGCCUCCUAUGGCAUUGUCAUGAAAGACGAAGGCGACUUGGACUUAUACGAAUCUAAGAUAGACGCAAUGAAUCAAUUAUUGCCAGGGUCGUACUCGGGCUAUGACGACUCAAUGAUGGUAGACAUGGUCACGGGGGCCGUCGUUGACCCUUUACAGUUCACCGCCACUUUGACUUUUUCAAGUUCAGCCGAACACGCCCUUUUGGAAAGCCUCUCCGACGCCGCUGACCUGUCAACCUUUCUUCAACGACUUCCAAGCGAAGAAAACGACAAUGAAGAAAUCAUAAACAACGAAAACUCGAUACAACAAGUCGACCAAAACCUCGACAAUUUCAACGAUCAAAUUCUCACGAAUCGGAAUUACGAGGGCCGUAAUUACCAAUUCUCGAAAAUGUACAAUGAGACACUCCCCAGUUAUCAAAAUUCAGUCAACAAUGAAAAUCUUCAAGUCCAAAUGCACCAACAACAGCAACAGAUGUUAUCACCAACACUGUCGUUUAAUGGCAGUGGCCUUGAUUUAGAUUCACCCACGACGAUGUCAUUGCCAUCUCCGGGGGCGGCGAGUUGUUCCCUCGAUGGUCCCCACGACGGGGGCUCAAUCAGCCCUCCUGCCAACGUGUCCACCAGGCGCACAAGCACCAGCAGUGAGGCUCCUGCCCUCCACGGCAGGGUAAAUGUUUUACAACACAGGUUGCUGUUGCAGUUGGGAUUGCCGUCCGAGGUGCAGUUAGAGUUCGUCAAUGGCGGGCACGGGAUUAAGAAUCCUUUAGCUAAUCAGGAAACGGUGAGGCAAGGGGCGAGGACUGAAGACAAAACCAAAGUAGCGUCGAUCACGACCGAGGAUGGACAAACGAAUUUCUGCUGUAGGAUUUGCAACAAGACGUUCGCGUUGCAACGCCUGUUGAAUAGACACAUGAAAUGCCAUUCGGACGUGAAGAGGUAUUUGUGUACCUUUUGCGGGAAGGGCUUCAACGAUACGUUCGAUCUGAAGAGGCACACGAGGACGCAUACAGGCGUGCGGCCGUACAAAUGCAGUCUUUGCGAGAAAUCGUUUACCCAAAGAUGUUCGUUGGAAUCGCACUGUCUGAAAGUGCACGGCGUUCAACAUCAAUACGCUUACAAAGAACGACGGACCAAAGUGUACGUGUGCGAAGAAUGCGGUCACACAACCAGCGAACCCGAGGUCCACUAUCUACACUUGAAAGAUAAACAUCCCUACAGUCCUGCCCUGCUCAAAUUCUACGACAAGCGACACUUCAAAUUCACGAAUUCGAAUUUCGCAAACAUGCUGUUGCAAGUACGUAAAGUGACAGUUCAAGACCUUCAAUCUUCACUUUUUCCACCGACUCCUAAAUCGACCAGUGGAUUUUUUUCGAAUUUUUACAUUAAGAGUAACUUCGAGGACGACCUUGACGAAGUCAAAAAGGAUAUACCGUCAAGGGAGUUGUUUUCGUUGACAAGGGAAAGCAAUUUUGUUCCUCAAGCGCCGAGAUGGCCCACCGAGUGCCAAGUUUUAGAGGAAAAAGUCAAACAUAUACCUUACAUACCUCCAACUCCAGAACCUUAUUACGUACCAACUGGGAAAGAACCACAACCCAAACCGACCGGAGAGGAAUGUGGCAUUAUUGUUUAUCAAUACACGCCGAUAAGUGCCGUUAAUUAUUUUAGUAGGUCCAGUGUAGGGGGAAGUAGGUAUUUACUUCCCGCAUGUUUGUGUCCAGAGGAAAACACACUCAGAUUCGAAUCGCGAUUCGAAAGUGGGAAUUUAGCUCGAGCGAUUCGAAUUACUCCAAAUUUUUAUGAGUUGUAUUUACGAGCCGAUAUGUAUACUAACCGGCAUAUGCAAUGGUUUUAUUUCCGGGUUACUAACAUGAGGAAAAAUUUUUUAUACAGAUUUUCUAUCGUGAAUUUCUCCAAGGAAGACAGUCUUUACAACGAAGGAAUGCGUCCUCUCAUGUACUCCACCAAAGAUUCACAAUUACACUCAAUAGGUUGGAGGAGAUGUGGUGAUAACAUCACUUAUUACAGUAACGAUGAUGUGACUCCAGAAGAUCCGGAAGCUCAAAUGACUUAUACUCUUUCGUUUACAAUGGAAUUUCCGCAUGAUGACGAUGUAGUCUAUUUGGCUCAUUGCUACCCUUAUACUUAUUCGGAUCUAGAAGAAUAUCUUACUGAGUUAUCGAAUCAUCCGAUAAAAUCCACUUUUACAACAAUAAGACUGCUGUGUAAAAGUUUGGCCGGAAAUAAUGUGCAUUAUAUAACGAUAACGUCGGCUCCGGUACCCGGAGAAGCUAAAAAAAAACGCUCAGUGGUUAUAACGGGUCGCGUCCACCCUGGCGAAACACCCUCCUCGUGGAUGAUGAAAGGCUUCCUUGAUUUCCUCACCAGCGAUUGCAGCGUCGCCAAGGAACUCCGGGACAGAUUUAUCUUUAAAUUAGUCCCAAUGUUAAACCCAGACGGCGUCAUCGUCGGCAAUAACCGAUGCUCGCUUUCAGCUAAAGACUUAAAUCGUCAAUACCGAACCGUGAUGAGAGAUGCCUAUCCGUCCAUAUGGUACACAAAACUGAUGGUACGUCGACUUUUGGAAGAGUGUGGAGUGGCCAUGUAUUGCGAUCUGCAUGCACAUUCCAGAAAACACAAUAUUUUCAUCUAUGGGUGUGAAAACAGAAGAGGAGCAGAAAGGAAGUUACAAGAGCAAGUUUUUCCAUUGAUGUUGCACAAAAACACGGCUGAUAAAUUUUCUUUCGAGAGUUGUAAGUUUCGGAUACAGAAAGCCAAGGAAGGGACAGGGAGAGUUGUAAUGUGGAUGAUGGGGAUUGCAAAUAGUUAUACCAUGGAGUCAUCCUUUGCUGGGUCGACUCUAGGGACUCGGAAUGAAACUCAUUUCACGACCCAGGAUUAUGAACAAAUGGCGAAAAGUUUUUGCCAAACUUUACUCGACUUUUAUGACGACGAUCCGAAAAAGGAAAAGUUGAGAAAUAAAAUUAUAAAUAGAUUAGUUAAAGAAGGGUCAAAUGCGGAUGAACCUACAAAUAUUCACUUGAGUGACUACUCGAGCGAUGAAGGUGAUACUUCAAGUACUAGCUCAAAUGAAGUUGGCCGUGAUGAUGAAGAAUUUUUUUGCCCAGUUGUACCACCACCAUCACCCAUCACUUACAAAAAAUUUAAACCUAAAGUGUAUAAAACUAAAACCAAAAUUUUGACGCGAAGUCCUAACGCAACCAGAAAACCACUACCAAUUUGUAAAGCAACUCUAGGACUGUAUUUAUCCGAGAAGGACUCCAAUUCGGAGAGUACUUCCGAAGAUGAGUACAAAAUCCAAAAAGUCAAAAAAACGGUACGAAGAAAAUCAAAAAAGAAGAAAGUUGGUACCAAAAAGAAGCACCAAACCUGUGCCUUGUCCGACUGUGAAGUUCAAUAUAAAAGUGUAUCCGUGUUUGAGUUGGUCCCGAGUGACAAACUUGUCCAAAAUACGACCAGAAGGUCAAAAACACCACAGCCGAGGGUUGAGAGAAAAAAUACCAUAGCCCAACAAUUAUCUGAAGUCCAGGCAAAACUUUUGACUCUGAAAAACAAAAUCUGGUUCGGCGUCUCUGAUGAAAAUGUACCUUUGUCGUGGGGACAAAGCAACUUCACUCCUCCUCCCAUUCAAAGAAAAUCCCGAAAAAAACCACAAGAGAAAAAAGCUCCGAUCAAAACUACCGAAACGAAGAAACCAUCCGGAUUGCGAAGGCAGACGGCUGUGGAUUGGGGCCACAUUCAAAAAUCGAAAAGUUUUCCCGAGAGCAAAUCAAAAAUAAAUUGCGACGAAGACGACAAAAAAAAGCAAAAAAAGAAGAAGAAAUUCGGAAAAAAGGUGAAGAGUGUCGCUCACGCGAAGAUUUUUCUAAAUAAAGACUGACAGUGCUUUCACGCUCAAACUCUUUACUGCCGUAGAUGUGAUAUUAGGUGGCUGAUUUAGAAAAAUAUUAGUAGGGCCUUUUUCUAAAUAAAUUUUUUUUAAUUAAA
This is a messenger RNA of Tribolium madens (black flour beetle), 5131 nucleotides long. RefSeq lists its product as uncharacterized. The transcript has 15 exons. Bases 87 to 5024 code for a protein of 1645 amino acids. Gene Ontology annotation, biological process: proteolysis. Gene Ontology annotation, molecular function: metallocarboxypeptidase activity; zinc ion binding. NCBI's taxonomy places the organism in Eukaryota, Metazoa, Arthropoda, Insecta, Coleoptera, Tenebrionidae. The record is from RefSeq and is a predicted model, not a curated record.